Spodoptera frugiperda (fall armyworm) is the source of this 2081-nucleotide messenger RNA. RefSeq names its product F-box-like/WD repeat-containing protein TBL1XR1 (gene ebi). Gene Ontology annotation, molecular function: transcription corepressor activity; protein binding. Gene Ontology annotation, biological process: regulation of transcription by RNA polymerase II. NCBI's taxonomy places the organism in Eukaryota, Metazoa, Arthropoda, Insecta, Lepidoptera, Noctuidae. The coding region runs from base 119 to 1642 and encodes 507 amino acids. Gene Ontology annotation, cellular component: histone deacetylase complex. The record is from RefSeq and is a predicted model, not a curated record. The transcript has 8 exons.
UCCUCUAUACUCUUUGUCUAUGGUCAUACGAAGUAAAUACAAGGGUUGCAUGUUUUGCCGAGUUUUUAAUUAAAAUUGCUGUUUUCUUUUCAAUGAGUGUAUUUAACUGAAAUACAAAAUGAGUUUUUCUAGUGAUGAAGUCAAUUUCCUUGUGUAUCGGUACUUGCAAGAAUCAGGCUUCCACCAUUCUGCUUACACAUUCGGUAUUGAAUCACAUAUAUCUCAGAGUAACAUCAAUGGAGCCUUGGUACCACCUGCAGCAUUACUAAAUAUACUGCAAAAAGGAUUACAAUACACAGAAGCAGAAAUCACGAUUGGAGAAGAUGGAAGUGAGACACGGCUGACAGAGAGUUUAAGUUUGAUUGAUGCAGUCACGCCAGAUAUUGUGGCUGCAAGACAAAAUGCACAUAAUGCUCAAAAGCAAGCAAUUAAGGCUGAACCUGGAUCUGGCGGAGAACAAAAUGGAGUUGAUGGCACAACAUGCAAUGCAGCAGCAGCUGCUCCUGGAGGAGCAGCAACUCCUAGUGCUCCAGAAGCCAUGGAUAUGGAUCAAUCUAUAGAAAUACCAGCUAGUAAAGCCACAGUGUUAAGAGGACAUGAAUCUGAAGUAUUCAUCUGUGCUUGGAACCCUAGUACAGACCUGUUAGCCAGUGGAUCGGGUGAUAGUACAGCUAGGAUAUGGGACAUGUCAGAUAAUCCAGCAACUACACCUAACCAGUUAGUACUGAGACACUGCAUACAAAAGGGUGGAGCUGAGGUACCCAGCAACAAAGAUGUCACAUCUCUAGACUGGAAUUGUGAUGGAAAUCUUCUAGCCACUGGUUCAUAUGAUGGCUACGCUCGGAUUUGGACCACAGAUGGUACACUAGCAUCAACAUUAGGUCAACAUAAAGGACCUAUAUUUGCUUUGAAGUGGAACAAACGUGGAAAUUAUAUUUUAAGUGCAGGAGUUGACAAGACUACAAUUAUAUGGGACGCAUCAACAGGACAAUGCACACAACAAUUUUCAUUCCACUUGGCACCUGCGCUUGAUGUAGAUUGGCAAACCAACACUUCGUUUGCAUCAUGCUCCACAGACCAAUGUAUUCAUGUCUGUAAACUAAAUGCUGAUAAACCAAUUAAAAGCUUCCAAGGACACACUAAUGAAGUCAAUGCUAUAAAAUGGGAUCCCCAAGGCCAGUUGUUGGCAUCUUGCUCAGAUGAUAUGACAUUAAAGAUUUGGUCUAUGAAGCAGGACACUUGCGUACAUGACUUACAAGCACAUUCGAAAGAAAUUUACACAAUCAAAUGGUCACCUACAGGGCCUGGAACUCAAAACCCGAAUAUGAACCUAAUCUUAGCCAGUGCUUCUUUUGACAGCACUGUUCGUCUGUGGGAUGUUGAGAGAGGUGUAUGCAUACACACCCUUACAAAACAUACUGAACCAGUAUAUAGUGUUGCGUUUUCACCAGAUGGCAAGUUCUUGGCUAGUGGUUCAUUUGACAAAUGUGUUCACAUAUGGUCCACACAAACCGGAAGCUUAGUUCACUCCUACAAAGGUACCGGCGGUAUUUUCGAAGUGUGCUGGAAUUCACGAGGCACGAAGGUUGGCGCAAGCGCAAGUGACGGUAGUGUUUUUGUUCUAGACUUACGUAAACUAUAACAACAAGCUUUCAGAAACACUGUAUGUGUGUUUAAUCAUAAGAAAAUCAGACGAUGAUUUCGAACUUUCAGAUAUGAACCAGAGUAUGUAUUUAAUUUUAUUGUAGCUGAAUUGUCUGUUUUGAAUUUACGGCAAUAACUAUAGAUAAUAUUAUCCAUUAAUGUUAAGGUAAAUUCCAAUCACACAAAAUUAAAUCUAUAUUAUUGUUAUACUGAAUUAUAUCCUAUAUAAUUAUUACGAUAUUUGUGAACAAUGUAUAACAUGAUCAUCUGCAUGUAAGAUAUUUGUGGUGCAAGGUGGUUUUGUAUUAUAACAACAAUGUUACUUGAAUUUAAUCCAUAAUAUAAUUUGACAUCUAGCAAACUAGUUACUUAAUUUUUGUUACUUGUGUAAUAAUAGGAACUUUUUAUAAUUAUAAAUAAAAAGCAUAUAAGUUGUA